AAGUUUAAACAGCAUGAAUAAUAAUAACCAAGCUCCAGCCGAGGAUCGGGUCGGGGAGAAAUGUCAGGCGACCCAGGUCAAGGGUUUCUCGGCGUACUUCAGUGAGUUGAGCCGGGGGAAGCGGGCGGUGGAGCACAGAGCAGUGAAGGAUCCUACACCGGUGGAGGAGCUCAGUCCGGCGGAUGUGUUCAUAGCGGUGAAAACCACCAAGAAAUAUCACCACACCAGGCUGGAUCUACUGCUGGACACAUGGAUCUCUACAAACAUGCUACAGACGUAUGUAUUCACCGACGGAGAGGAUGACAGGCUGAGGAAGAGGAUGGGGAGUCACAUGAUCAAUACGAACUGUUCAGCGGCCCACAGUCGCCAGGCUCUGUCCUGUAAAAUGGCCGUCGAAUACGACACUUUCAUCAGCUCUGGAAAGAAAUGGUUCUGCCAUGUGGAUGAUGAUAACUACGUGAACAUACGUCCCCUUGUGAAGCUCCUGUCUCACUACAGCCACGCCCACGACGUCUACAUUGGCCGGCCGAGCCUCGACCGACCGCUAGAAGCCACCGAGAGGUUUGGCGACGCCCACACGCGUCCAGUGCGUUUCUGGUUUGCCACAGGAGGAGCAGGGUUCUGUGUUAGUCGAGGUCUCGCCCUCAAGAUGAGCCCCUGGGCCAGUGGAGGUAAUUUCAUGACAACAGCUGAUCGUAUUCAUCUCCCUGACGACUGUACGGUUGGUUACAUCAUCGAGGCGUUGCUAGGGGUGGGUCUUAUCCGCUCCCCACUGUUCCACUCUCACCUGGAGAACCUUCAGCUGGUGUCACCGACACAGAUACACCACCAG
Messenger RNA from Oncorhynchus keta (chum salmon), 832 nucleotides. Its product is annotated as beta-1,3-N-acetylglucosaminyltransferase lunatic fringe-like. NCBI's taxonomy places the organism in Eukaryota, Metazoa, Chordata, Actinopteri, Salmoniformes, Salmonidae. Gene Ontology annotation, molecular function: O-fucosylpeptide 3-beta-N-acetylglucosaminyltransferase activity. The transcript is spliced from 6 exons. The annotation marks the transcript as partial. The record is from RefSeq and is a predicted model, not a curated record. Gene Ontology annotation, cellular component: membrane. Gene Ontology annotation, biological process: regulation of Notch signaling pathway.